This is a messenger RNA of Acanthoscelides obtectus, 2926 nucleotides long. The record is from the annotation of a GenBank genome assembly. NCBI's taxonomy places the organism in Eukaryota, Metazoa, Arthropoda, Insecta, Coleoptera, Chrysomelidae.
CAUUUAUCGUCACUACACUUAAGGUCAUCAAAACAACUUUUACUAAAUGAUAUAACUAUUUACAUUUCUAAAUUUAUGGUAAUAUGAUAAUUUUCGCAUUAUAUUCCAUCAAAUACCUCCAAAAAUGAACAUUAAUAGAUGCAGUAUAUGUUUGAGGUUGGUUAAAGCAAAUGUAAAUAAGUUCAGGAAUUAUCACAGUGAACAUGUGUUUGGGUUCAAAAGGAAGACGAGGAAAGCAUUUCAAGUACCAGAUGAAGUAUACGCGGCACGCUGCAAGGAAAGUAAUUUUUACAGACUGGUAACAGCAUAUAAACAACACGGACACAAGUGUUCUAAUAUAGACCCGGUUGCAUUUACGCAAAACGCAAGCAGUGUCGUUCCCGAAUUAGAUUUAAAAAGAUACGGUCUCAGUAUUAAUAAUGAGGUGACAUUCACUGGAAUCGUUAAUGUCGGAAAACAUAGAGGAACUGUUUCAUAUGCGGAAGAGCAAUUAAGGAAUAUUUAUUGUCAGCAUAUAGCCACCGAAUUUUCACACUUAGAGGAUGAGGAGGAGAUCGAAUGGCUGAGCCAGGAGAUUGAGAAAUUGCCUAGGCAGGCGAUAGACAACGACACCAAACUUCAAAUCCUGACCGAUCUACUGAAAUCUGAAUGUUUUGAUCAAUUUUUAGGGAUAAAAUUUGGCAGCCUUAAGAGAUAUGGUGCCGAAGGGGCGGAAGGCAUGUUUCCAUUUUUCACAAAUUUUUUCAGGCUUGCAGCUGAAGAUAACAUUGAGCAAAUUGUGUUAGCGAUGCCGCACAGGGGACGCCUCAAUCUUUUAACUGGCAUUUUAAAUUUUUCACCUGCUCGAAUGUUUUCUAAAAUAAAAGGAAAUAGUGAUUUUCCUGACAAAUACAAAGCAAGCGGAGAUGUCUUGAGUCACCUCAUCGCAUCGACAGAUUUGAAAUAUGGUGAUAAAACUGUCCACCUCUCAUUGUUGUACAAUCCGUCACAUUUGGAGGCUGUGAAUCCAGUAUCAAUGGGAAAAACUAGAGCUAAACAGAUGAUUACCGGAGAUGGUGAUUACGGCCAAAGCAAUGAGUGGUCUGACAAAGUGAUAAAUCUUCAGGUGCAUGGUGAUGCAGCUAUAGCUGGCCAAGGUAUCAAUCAAGAGUGCUUAAUGUUGAGUAGAGUACCUCAUUUCGAAGUUGGAGGAUCAGUUCAUCUAGUAGUCAACAAUCAAGUUGGAUUUACUACGCCCGCAGCUAGAGGUCGAUCAUCUAGAUAUUGUACAGACGUGGCAAGAAUCAUUUCAGCACCUGUUAUCCACGUCAAUGGGGAUCUUCCUGAGGAAGUGUUGAAGGUUAGUAAAGUUGCCUUUGAAUACCAGAGGAAAUUCCGCAAAGAUAUUUUCGUAGAUAUAAACUGCUACAGGCUUUGGGGGCACAAUGAGUUGGAUGAUCCCACAUUCACUAAUCCAGCCUUAUAUAACGUCAUCCGUUCGAAAAAGACGGUACCCCAAAUGUAUGCAGACAAGCUGAUCAAUGAGGGAAUUGUCUCUGAAGAUAUUUGCAAAAAUACAGUAGAAAGUCACCGAGCUUGGUUAAAUGAUGAGUUGAAGGCCGCGGAAACGUAUAAGCCUGAAGACUUGCAUUUCAAAAACAAUUGGGAUGGCUAUAGUCAAGCCGAAGACGCAGUCACUACUUGGGACACAGGAGUAGAUACCGAUCUACUCACAUUUGUGGGUAGUAAGUCGGUUCAGUAUCCAAACGAUUUCAACAUCCAUCCAACGUUACUCAGGACACAUAUUAAAAAUAGGCUCAGUAAGGUAUCGGAAGGCGAAAACGUAGACUGGUCAACAGCAGAAGCUCUAGCAAUGGGAUCGCUGCUUUUUCAAGGAUACAAUGUCCGUAUUAGUGGACAAGACGUCGGGAGGGGGACGUUUUGUCAUAGGCACGUCAUGAUGGUCGAUCAAAAGUCUAACAGCACAUAUGUACCUUUGAACCACAUGCACAAAGACCAAAAUGGAUUCCUAGAAGUAGCAAACAGUAUUCUCUCAGAAGAGGCCGUCUUGGGUUACGAGUAUGGUUACAGUGUAGAGAGUCCGAGGAAUCUUGUUAUGUGGGAGGCGCAGUUUGGGGACUUUUUCAAUGGAGCACAAGUCAUUUUUGAUACUUUUAUCACUUCCGGAGAAGAAAAAUGGCUGUGGCAGAGUGGACUCACGGUACUCUUGCCACAUGGAUACGAUGGCGCUGGCCCAGAACACAGCUCGUCACGAAUAGAACGUUUCCUCCAGCUUACUGACUCGAAAGAAACUAAACCUGAUGGGGAUAAUGUUAACAUGCAAGUUUGUCAGCCUAGUACACCGGCACAGUAUUUCCAUUUGCUUAGACGUCAGAUGGUGCGGAAUUUUAGGAAACCACUUAUCAUAAUUACCCCUAAGACAUUGCUAAGACAUCCGAAAUGUACGUCAAAUUUUAUGGAGAUGACACCUGGAACUCAUUUUAAACCUGUGAUAGGAGAUUCUUCGGUGGAACCUUCAAAGGUGAAGAAAGUACUGCUCACCUCCGGAAAACAUUACUAUUCCCUGGCGGAAAAACGGGAGAAUUUGAAAACGAAUGAUACUGCUCUUAUACGAGUGGAAUCAUUUUCUCCUUUUCCAACAAUCGAACUUCAAACAGAGCUAUCCAAAUAUCCGAACGCAACAAAAGUGCUGUGGUGCCAAGAGGAGCCUAGAAACAUGGGAGCAUGGACAUUUUUCAAACCUCGGUUCGAGAAUCUCGUCGGCAAAAAGAUCUCGUAUGUAGGCAGAGAAACCUCGGCAGCACCAGCAAUAGGAGUGGGUAAAAUACACCAACAGGAAGCAGAAGAAGUGACCACCAAACCGUUUUUUAAUUAAACUCAUGUAUUUAAAUAAAACUUUACAAUAUAAUUAAUGUGUCAUACGUGA